Molecule: messenger RNA, 2051 nt
Organism: Patella vulgata (common limpet)
Lineage: Eukaryota; Metazoa; Mollusca; Gastropoda; Patellidae
Exons: 2
Coding region: 123-1622 (499 amino acids)
Source: RefSeq, a predicted model, not a curated record
GUCAGGUAAAUACUUCUUCUUUGACAAAUUCACAAAUAUUGAAUUAUUUGCUUCUGCCCGAUAUCCUGGGAUCAAGCAGGCUCCCGGCUAUCCCUGUGAUAUCCAAUACGACCUUACCAACUAUGAAUAAUGGCUCGGCAGCUUCACCUAGCCCAUCCAGCUCAAAUGGUUCAAAUAUUCACUCGAAAAUGUACGAUGCCCUUUUUAAUCAGGGGGACAAAAUUGAUAAAAUACUAAAACAUGUAAGCAGAGUUCCGAUAUGGCACAGCUAUACAUUCAAGAACGGUACCACAAUAACGUGGAUAACAAUAGAAUCUAGAUCAGCAGUAGACAACAGUAUCACUAAACAAACUACUUCAUCCAGCAAUACAGUACUUGAAACAACGAACAAGAAUUCACCGCCUUUAAAAUCUAAGGCCAGAUUGGCCAGUCAAACAUCAGCACAAACCACAGACCCAAAAAGAGUCAACGAACCGGGAACACCGUCAAAUAUGGAAAACAGUAAUGGUGAUCCUUUAGUUUCCGAAAUCGGUACGAAAGAGGAGAUAAGUCCAAAUUUUGAUGUCAUGCCAGCUUCCACUUUACAGAAACCGCAAAAUUCGGUAAUAAAUGGUGUACAGUAUCAUCUUUCAAAUAACAAACAUUCACCAACAAAUACCAAUGGAAUCGAAAAUUUGUCUCCUAUUAAAGAUCAACCACCUGUGGGCCGAACAGAAGUCUAUUUUCCGUCCGAAAUUGCUAUACCUACUGAUGUGACAGCAAAAAACAAGCUCGAUUCUCCGCUACUUGAACAACAGUUUUCGUCUUACAGUGGAAUAACACCAUCCACAAUGGGCAUUGUUAACAAUGUACAAGGCAUCGGUGUCACGCAGGAUUCAUAUACACAAAACGAAAACCCGAAAACUAUCAUCCAGUAUCAUCCAAAAAAUCAAGAUGUAGGGGCUAUUCCAGUAGUUAACACGGGUAUAUCCGAUUCAGAGGAUCAAAAACAGGAAUUAAACAUACCCAUAAUUACAACCAUGCCAACAGUCAACAACAUUAACCCAAAUUCCACUGUGCCCAAGACACCCAUGAAAAUGAAACGACCGGUUUCUGCCGAAAUCUUUGACACUGGCCCAGCAUCUAAACUACAACCAGAAUUGACUACAAUUCCUCAGAAAGAUUAUACUUCUCGGCACACUGCUGGAGAUAUAUCUUAUGUGGAGAGCCCUUUGAACAUAAAUCUGAGAAAGGCUGCGUCGGUUGAUGAUAACUCCAAGGCAGUACCAAAUGGAUCAGCCGACCUUGCUGAAAUCAAAGCUAUAUUGAAGAUGUACGAUAUCCGAAGUAGUCAAGAACUACAAAAUCUGCUACAUAACAGGAACUCGCAAGAGAAUAAAGAAAAGUUCAACUCAAUCAAAGAUUAUUUUACUGGUCCUAAAACAAAUUGCCCAGUGGACAAACCAUGUUUAUGGUGUAGGUCAUCUCCAGCCUGGAGUUUUGUGGAUGGAAUAACAGGUUGGUGUAUGAGAAACUGUAAAACAAGUCGAUGUGAACAUAAUCAGUGUAAGUGCGCGUGUGUGGACGCCGAUGAAUUUUCUAGGCGGCUUAUUGCUAUAGCAUCUAGUGAUCUUCGAGGUUAAUGCUUGCCAAUUAGUUUUCGAAAACCAAAUCAAAUCCACACGUGUAGUUAAUCAUAAUACUGAUCUAGUCUACAAAAUCUUACUGCUCCGGGAUAUCCUAUGGACAAAUGUCGAGCCAUUCAAUGCUCUGAGUGGCAGGGGUAUAAGAUUCUACAGGCUGCACUGAUCUUGAUCCACUUGCUUGAAUGCCAAAAACUAUUUAUUUGAUUUUUAUUGUAUGUAUAGUGUAUAUAAAUAUAUAUAAGUGUGAAUGCUUACAUGCCUUUGAACUAAAUGAGUGCUUACAUGCCUUUUAACUAAAUAAGUCUUUAAUUGUACGGGGGUUUUUUCAAUGACAAAAAACAAAACUGAGAUUAUGCUGUCAUGUUUGAGUAGGAGAAUUGCAUCUUAAAGAUGACAAAACGAGUUAUAAACACAAAAAAACAUCAA